Molecule: messenger RNA, 7050 nt
Organism: Sturnus vulgaris (Common starling)
Lineage: Eukaryota; Metazoa; Chordata; Aves; Passeriformes; Sturnidae
Gene: TRIM33
Product: tripartite motif containing 33
Cellular component (GO): chromatin
Molecular function (GO): protein binding; zinc ion binding
Source: RefSeq, a predicted model, not a curated record
UACUUUUAUUUUCUUAUAUAAGAUUUUUUAAAAUUGAAACUGUCAGUGAAAACUUGUUUUUCUCAGAGAUUAUAUAAACAUUUGAAACUCAGUUUGUCCUAAAAUACAUUCUCACUAAAUUUUUGCAAUAAACUUUGUUAGCUCACAAAUUAUCUCAAGUUUUGAUAGCAAAGAAUUUCUUUUUUUUCUAUGUAAAUGCUAUUUCAGUGUGAUUUUCUCUACUUUUCCCUCCUGCCUCACAAAAUUAGCCACAUCUGUAUCUUUUCAGUACAUUCGCUUUCUAGUACAAAUGGUGCUGCAGUAAUUUGGUUUUUAUUAGAUUAAAAGACCAGGUAUAUGAGAUGUUUAGUGGCUCAUAUACUAUUGGAAAGCUGCUGUUGGAAAUAAAAGGUGUUGAGAUGUGAAAAAGGAGUGGAAUGUGCCAAAUGAGAAUUGCAAGGCCUUGAGGUGUGUGCAGAACACUGGGGGCACUUGGUGUGUGCAGGUUUUAUUUGAAUGUGGAGGUGCAAAAAUUGAGUGUUGGACUGUGAGAGCAAGGUGGAAUUACCCCUGGCCAGAAUGCAGCUUAUGGGCUCUUAUUUGGAUCAAAAAGCUUGAUUUUAUUGAAGCUUUCAUUCAUUUGGCUACUUUAAAACCAACCCAAAAAUUGCCUUACAGGAAGGGGUUUGAUCUGUAGAAUUUGACUUGCUGUUGUCUAGAGAUUACAGAUCUUGAGCUUCUUCUGAAAUAUUGUUUUCCUGAAAUAUUUUGCAAUAUUUUCCUGUUGUUUCCCUGAAAUAUUCUGUGUGUUUGACCCAAGGCAGCACUAAAAAUCGAGUUUGGAUUUGAUUUGGUUUGGAUGGAGUGGUUUUAAGGGUAAAUAACUGAAAUUUUUUUUCUGUAAGUAUGUACACAUCAGCUGCUGGAUGGCUUUUAGCUGGCAUUCCCUAAAGAAUUUUGUCUCUCAGUUGUAAGAAAACCUCAAAGUUCUGCAUAUGGGGAAGGUUUCACUGUGUGUGAAAGCUCUUGUAUGUGUAGCUGCUUCAGUCCUGGUUAUUUUUCAUAUCCUGCUCUUGAGAUGUGUUUGGUUUGGUGAGACAGGGGAUUUUUAGUUGGAUUAUUGUUGCUCUGCAGUGAAUCUCCUGUGUUCUGAAACCAUCAUUAAUUUUAGCACUUGAAAAAAUUAAUACUACUCCACUGCUAAUGUAAUUAAUCUCCCUGAAAUAAGUCCUGCUGUCCUAAUUGAAUAUCCACAAAGGAGCUGAGCAUCAUUUAAUUACACUUCUCAAAGUUGUUUUAGUGUAUAAAAAUACCUAAUGGCUUGGAAAGCUUUUUGAAGAUUAUAUUCUCAAUAAAUUGUAUAGGAAUUUGAUUUAAGAUCAAAUGACACUUCUGUGAAGUGUGAGCCACUACCUAGGUUAUAAAUAGGUUUUCAAACCUUUAUGGGGGUUGUUUGUAGACUUCUUUAAAUGUCAAUUUUUUUCAUGUAGUAACUUCUUUGCAGCUCUGCUGAGGAUUUAAAACUAAUUUAGUGAUUACAAAGAAUAACAAAGCAGGAAGCUGGUGUUUUAUUGCUUCAUCUGCCUCCCUGACUUCCUGGAAAUUGAUAGUAGAAAUCUUCCUGGGAGGACACUGGGACAUGUUAGUGCCAUGGUGUUUUCAGGAACAUCACUGAGGUCACCCCAGCUAUCUGGGAACAGACCUCUUAGUGCUUGUCUUGACACAGGCUGGACCACAGACUGUUCUAAAAAAUAAUUGAAAAAACCCCAAGUGUCUUGAAUUUUGUAAUCUUAAAAUGAACAGGGGGAAGAAUUAAAUAUUUGCUUGGGGGCAACAAAUGACUUUGCUAAAAAUAUAGGAUUUUUGGGGGGAAGAAAUAAGUAGGAAAAACUGAAUAUGAUGUAGAAAUUAUCCCAACUAGGUGGGGAAUCCUUUUCUGUAGAGGUUUGUGGGGGUGUUUUGGGAUUAAUUGAAGGAGUGUGCUUUGGGGUGAAACCUGUUCUACACCUGUCAUGGCUGGUUUUUAAUGGCAAUGUCAACGUGGAAUCCUUUACCCAGGUGAAAGGAGGAGUGUGCUUUGUGUUUUGUGGGUUUGGGCACGUGGCUUUGUGGCUUUUGUUGCCCUCAAAGCCCGUGGGAUGUUGUGUUUUGCAGUGGGGGUGAUCCGGUGCCCCAUCUGCCGCCAGGAGUGCCGGCAGAUCGACCUGGUGGACAAUUACUUUGUGAAGGACACGUCCGAGACCCCCAGCAGCUCUGAUGAGAAAUCAGAACAGGUGUGCACCAGCUGUGAGGACAAUGCCAGUGCUGUGGGGUUCUGUGUGGAGUGUGGGGAGUGGCUGUGUAAGACCUGCAUAGAAGCUCACCAGCGAGUCAAGUUCACUAAAGAUCACAUGAUCAGGAAAAAAGAGGAUGUGUCAUCAGAGGCCGUGGGAGCAUCUGGUCAACGUCCUGUUUUCUGCCCUGUCCACAAACAAGAGCAGUUAAAACUUUUCUGUGAAACCUGUGACAGGCUGACAUGCAGAGACUGUCAGUUACUGGAACACAAAGAACACAGGUACCAGUUCCUGGAAGAAGCUUUUCAGAACCAGAAGGGUGCAAUUGAGAACCUGUUGGCCAAACUUCUUGAGAAGAAGAAUUAUGUAAAUUUUGCAGCUGCUCAAGUUCAAAACAGGAUAAAAGAAGUAAAUGAAACCAACAAACGAGUAGAACAGGAAAUCAAAGUGGCUAUAUUCACCCUCAUCAAUGAAAUCAAUAAAAAGGGAAAAUCUCUCCUACAGCACCUUGAGAACGUCACAAAGGAGAGGCAGAUGAAGUUGUUACAGCAGCAGAACGACAUCACGGGUCUGUCCCGACAAGUGAAGCACGUGAUGAACUUCACGAACUGGGCGAUCGCGAGUGGCAGCAGCACCGCCCUGCUCUACAGCAAACGCCUGAUCACAUUCCAGCUGAGGCACAUUCUGAAGGCACGGUGUGAUCCUGUCCCAGCUGCCAACGGAGCCAUCCGCUUCCAUUGUGACCCCACCUUCUGGGCCAAGAACGUGGUCAAUUUGGGUAACCUGGUCAUUGAAAAUAAACCAGCCCCUAGUUACACUCCCAAUGUAGUGGUUGGGCAAAGUCCUCCAGGAACAAACCACGUCAACAAAGCUCCAGGACAAAUCAACCUGGCCCAGCUUCGACUGCAGCACAUGCAGCAGCAAGUGUAUGCCCAGAAACACCAGCAGAUGCAGCAGAUGAGGAUGGCCCAGCCAUCCUCUUCAUCCGUGCCCAGGCAGAGCAGCCCCCAAGUCAUGCAGCAGCAGCCUCCCAGGUUGAUCAGCAUGCAGACCAUGCAGAGGGGUAACAUGAACUGUGGGGCUUUCCAAGCACAUCAGAUGAGAAUGGCUCAGAAUGCUGCUCGUAUACCAGGAAUCCCACGCCACAAUGGACCUCAAUACUCCAUGAUGCAACCUCACCUUCAAAGACAACACUCCAACCCUGGCCAUGCAGGGCCCUUCCCAGUGGUGUCAGUGCACAACACCACCAUCAACCCCACCAGCCCCACCACGGCCACCAUGGCCAGCGCCAACCGCGGCCCCACCAGCCCGUCCGUGUCGGCCAUCGAGCUCAUCCCGUCCGUCACCAACCCGGAGAACCUGCCCUCCCUGCCCGACAUCCCUCCCAUCCAGCUGGAAGAUGCUGGUUCCAGUAGUUUAGAUAAUCUGCUAAGUAGAUACAUCACAAGCAGCCACCUCCCCCCACAGCCUACAAGCACCAUGAACCCCUCCCCAGGACCUUCAGCUCUGUCUCCAGGGUCAUCAGGUUUAUCCAACUCCCACACUCCUGUGAGGCCCCCCAGCACCUCCAGCACAGGCAGCAGAGGAAGCUGUGGCUCCUCGGGCAGGACUGCUGACAAAACUGGCAUUGGCUUUAAGGCUGACCAAGUGAAAGUAAAGCAAGAGCCAGGCAUAGAGGAAGAGAUCUGCAGUUUCUCAGGGGCAGUAAAGCAGGAAAAAACAGAGGAUGGCAGAAGGAGUGCUUGCAUGCUCAGCAGCCCCGAGAGCAGCUUGACACCACCCCUAUCCACCAACCUACACCUGGAGAGCGAGCUGGAAGCUUUGGGGAGCCUGGAAAACCACGUGAAGACAGAGCCAGCAGACGUGAGUGAGAGCUGCAAGCAGUCCGGGCACAGCCUGGUGAACGGCAAAUCUCCGGUGAGGAGCCUCAUGCACCGCUCGGCCCGAGUGCCUGGAGAGGGCAAUAACAAGGAUGACGACCCCAACGAGGACUGGUGUGCUGUGUGCCAGAACGGGGGGGACCUGCUGUGCUGUGAGAAGUGCCCCAAGGUGUUCCACCUCACCUGUCACGUCCCCACGCUGCUCAGCUUCCCCAGUGGAGAGUGGAUAUGUACAUUCUGCAGAGACCUGAGCAAGCCUGAAGUGGAAUAUGAUUGUGACAAUUCCCAGCACAGCAAGAAGGGGAAGACUGCACAAGGCCUGAGUCCUGUGGACCAAAGGAAAUGUGAACGCCUCCUGCUUUACCUGUACUGCCACGAGCUGAGCAUUGAGUUCCAAGAGCCAGUCCCAGCCUCGAUACCAAACUACUAUAAAAUCAUCAAGAAACCAAUGGAUUUAUCCACGGUGAAGAAGAAGCUGCAGAAGAAACAUUCCCAACACUACCAGACCCCCGAGGACUUCGUGGCUGAUGUCCGGUUGAUCUUCAAGAACUGUGAAAGGUUUAAUGAAAUGAUGAAAGUUGUUCAAGUUUAUGCAGAAACACAAGAGAUUAAUUUGAAGGCUGAUUCAGAAGUAGCACAGGCAGGGAAGGCAGUUGCAUUGUACUUUGAAGAUAAACUUACAGAGAUCUACUCAGACAGGACCUUCCAGCCUUUGCCUGAAUUUGAGCAGGAAGAGGAUGAUGGUGAAAUAACUGAGGACUCCGAUGAAGAUUUUAUACAACCACGUAGAAAACGCCUAAAAUCAGAUGAGAGACCAGUGCAUAUAAAGUAAUCUAAUGAUAUGGACCUAAAAUCUAUUGUAAAAACUGUUAUUUAAGUGUUCCUGGAAUAUUAUCAUGCCUACAGUGGCCAUCUUGAAGAAGCUGAUAGCUUUUUAAACAGUAUUAGAUAACAAAAAACACUUGUACAGAAAAACAUUCUCAUCAAAAGGGGAAAAAACCUGUAUUGUAAAUUUUUGGUGGUUUGUAUUUUUUUUUUCCUUGAUUACUUGCUAUAUUCUUUCUUUUCCUGAUGGAGGGGACACAUUCCUCCUGGUGUCACAGACAGAGGUGGAGGAAUGUUGAAGAGAAGCAGAUUUGAAUAGGAGAUGUUCCAUGCACAGAUAAGACUGUGUAGUGACACGAUCUGCAGGACUGGACCCACUCAGUGACUGAAGCUUGCAUUGCCCUGCAGUGCCAAGCGUGAGCAGAGCUCCUGAAAUCCCCUCUGUGUCCACUCAAGUGUGUGUUGGUCGUUGCUUUGAUCAUCUCAUUGAAGCAGGAUUGUGAAUAAUUGAUCUUCUGUGUCGAUCCAACUGUUGCCAUUUUGCUUUCUUUACUCCAUUUUAUGUAUAGCAACAGGAAGAAGAAAGAAAAAUCAUUAAACUGUUCUGAAUGGGCGAGUGCAGGAAUGUGGAUUUUUGGCAGGUGAAAGGCUAAGCUGGUGGCUCCAAUCCCUUUCAGUAGGACAAGGUGUAUUUAUUAAAAGUCCUGUACCCAGAACAUUUUAAUGGCAUCCAUGGCAGAAGUCUCAGCGUUGUCAUCUGUCCCUGACCCCCUGACGAGGCAGAAUGUUCUCUCCAGUAUUCAUUCUCUAGUUUUCUGUACUUAAAAUAUAGACUGAAGAGGUAAUAACUGGUUGGGGUGUUUUUCCAGUCUUCCUAAAUAUCAGUUUCUAAUAGACCACUCGGCAAACAAUAACCUAUUAACUACCAAAUGUGUAAAAUUUCCUGUAUUCACUUUGUCUUAUUUGUAAAUAGUGAAUUGAGAUUUCUUGCAGGUCAGCAACAUUUGCUGAACUGUUUUUAAGCUAAUAUGUAUUCUUAUUGAUUGUUCCUAUCAAGAAAAGAUUUGUAAUAUAUGCUAUUUCUAACAUUGCAUUCAUUUUGAGGUUCUGUCUUAUUUUUCUUAGAGUACUUCUCAGAAUUUUCUUCAGAAGCAGCUUGUGAGGGAAACGUGCAGGAAGAUUGGAAUCAGUCUGAGUUUGGGUUGCCUGUCCAUGCAUUGAACAAAGCACUUGCACAGGGUUUGGCCUUGAGUGGUUUUUGGUCAGAGUGAGAAUGGAACAAUUUCCCAAUUCCCUCAGUAGCCCCUGAGGCACCUCUGCAGUGCCUUUCCCUUGCACUGCCUCCAUCCCAGCAUUCCUGGUUAGAAAUCAUGGAACCACAAGGAGUUACAGCUCAAGAAGUUGUUUUCUUUACUUUUUACAAGUCAAGAAAUACAAUUUCUGGCCUUCAUGUUGAUCUUGUUAAAGGAAGUUGAAGAAUUGAUGGAACCAAGGAGCUCGAGGUGGCAAUGUCAGUUUGCCAUCCUUUGUGUGAUCCAGCAGUUGUGUGGGAGAUCCCUGGGCCUUGGUGUACUCAGAAUUCCUGUGACAUUGAACACGCUUUGCCAUCAUGGUAAAGAGAAAUAUUUUAGCACAAUAUCCAAUUGAGAAAUGCUCUCAGCAGUCUUUAUGCAAAUCACUGCAGAUUUGGUUUCUUUUUUAAGAACCAGGUCUGUGUACCUUGGGAUUCUCCCUCUUGCAAUAAAUGAGGGGACUGAAGAUAUUUGUAACUUCCAGCUCACUUCUUUACUCAAAUGUUACACUUCAAACUCAAACUGGUUGGUUUUGGUUUUUUUUUUCAUUUCUUAGACAUUAACAGUGCUGUUUUAAGUUUAUUUUUUACCAGUUUGUAUGUGAAAGGAAAAGGAAUUCCACUUCAACAUAUUAAAUUGACAAAGAGCAACAACUUUGCCCGUGGAAAGGCUGAUGUGUGAAUAGGACACUGGUAGUGACAAGGGAUCAUUUCAUGGCUCUGUGUAUUGCCUAUUUAUGCAUUUCUAGUUUCUCAGCUUCAUUUUGCAAAAGGAAUAUUAUUAAAAUUAUCAUGAAAAUAA